UUUCGAUCCUCACUGAGUUCACUCCCAAACCUCCUUCAAUGGCUUUCUUCCUCUUCUUCUUCCUUUCUUUACUCUCUUUAGCUUCAUCCGCUUCAAGGGACUAUCAAAAAACCUUCAUCGUCAGAGUCCAAAACGAAGCCAAGCCCUCCAUUUUCACCACCCACAAGCACUGGUACGAAUCUUCCCUUUCAUCGAUCCUCUCCCCUUCGACUCCAACACAAGUCAUCCAUGUUUACAACACCGUUUUCCAUGGAUUCUCCGCCAAGCUCACUCCAACUGAAGCCGUCAAGCUCCAAACACUCCCCCAUGUCGUCGCUGUAAUCCCCGAACAAGUCCGGCGCCUGCACACCACGCGCUCUCCUCAGUUUCUGGGUCUAAAAACCACCGACAGAGCCGGGCUUUUGGAGGGAUCUAACUUCGGGUCGGAUCUUGUCAUCGGGGUUAUCGAUACGGGUAUUUGGCCGGAGCGUCAAAGCUUCAACGACCGUGACUUGGGUCCUGUUCCUUCUAAAUGGAAAGGCCAAUGUGUGACGACGAAAGAUUUUACUUCCGGUUCUUGUAAUAGAAAGCUGAUUGGAGCGAGGUUUUUCUGCAAUGGGUACGAAGCGACUAAUGGGAAAAUGAACGACACGUCGGAGUUUCGUUCCCCGCGAGAUUCCGACGGUCAUGGGACACACACUGCUUCUAUUGCUGCCGGAAGGUAUGUGUUUCCAGCUUCUACAUUGGGUUAUGCUAAAGGUGUGGCUGCCGGGAUGGCGCCAAAAGCGAGACUUGCCGCUUAUAAAGUUUGCUGGAACGCCGGUUGCUUUGACUCUGAUAUCCUCGCUGCCUUUGACGCCGCCGUGGAUGAUGGGGUUGAUGUGAUUUCGUUGAGUGUCGGCGGUGUUGUGGUACCGUAUCAUCUUGACGCCAUUGCUAUCGGUGCUUUCAGUGCUGCUGAUAUGGGGAUAUUUGUUUCGGCCUCCGCCGGAAACGGCGGUCCCGGUGGAUUGACCGUCACCAAUGUGGCUCCAUGGGUGGCUACGAUCGGUGCUGGUACGAUUGAUAGGGAUUUUCCCGCCGAGGUUAAGCUUGGAAACGGGAAGGUCUUGCCUGGAGUCAGUAUCUACAAUGGACCAGGUUUGUCUCCUGGUCGGAUGUACCCGUUGGUAUACGCCGGUACUGGCGGCGGCGAUGGGUAUUCCUCUUCUUUGUGUUUGGAAGGUUCAUUGAAUCCCGAGUUUGUGAAAGGGAAAAUAGUGGUGUGUGAUAGAGGGAUUAAUUCAAGAGCUGCUAAAGGUGAAGUUGUCAAGAAAGCAGGUGGCAUCGGAAUGAUUUUGGCUAACGGUGCUUUCGACGGCGAAGGGUUGGUUGCCGAUUGCCAUGUCCUGCCGGCAACCUCCGUUGGCGCCUCAAAUGGUGAUGAGAUUAGAGGCUACAUUGAUUCAGCCUCUAAAUCCAAGUCGCCAGCCACUGCCACUAUAGUCUUUAAAGGAACACGGUUAGGGGUCCAACCAGCUCCGGUUGUGGCAUCAUUUUCAGCUCGAGGGCCUAAUCCGCAGACACCCGAAAUUCUGAAACCGGACAUGAUCGCUCCCGGAUUGAACAUCCUUGCAGCCUGGCCAGACAAAGUCGGCCCAUCCGGUAUUUCCUCCGACAAUAGAAAGACAGAGUUCAACAUUCUUUCAGGCACAUCAAUGGCAUGUCCCCAUGUUUCAGGGUUGGCCGCAUUGUUAAAAGCAGCUCACCCUGACUGGAGCCCUGCAGCCGUCAAAUCUGCCCUGAUAACCACUGCUUACACCGUUGACAACCGUGGCGGAACCAUGAUCGACGAAUCCAACGGGAACACAUCCACUGUAUUGGAUUUCGGAUCCGGACAUGUCCAUCCCACGAAAGCCAUGGAUCCCGGCCUGGUUUACGACAUAACCACCAUGGAUUACAUCGAUUUCUUAUGCAAUUCCAAUUACACAAUCAACAACAUCAAAGUACUCACAAGAAAAACCGCCGAUUGCGGCGGCGCCAAAAGAGCCGGACACGCCGGAAACCUGAAUUACCCAUCGUUAUCUGCCGUUUUUCAACAAUACGGCAGACAUAACAUGUCUACACAUCUCAUCAGGCAAGUCACCAAUGUUGGUGACCCAAAUUCAGUUUACAAAGUCACAAUCAACCCACCAAGUGACACGGUGGUAACUGUUGAACCACAAGAGCUUGUAUUUAGAAGGGUUGGCCAAAAAUUAAACUUCCUUGUGAGAGUUCAAGCCAUGGCAGUGAAGCUAUCUCCUGGUGGGAGCAAAAUGAAAAGUGGUUCGAUUGUGUGGUCUGAUGGGAAGCAUGAUGUCACUAGCCCCUUAAUUGUGACCAUGCAGCAACCUUUGUGAAUUUGUGUGUGUUUGUCAAUUUGUUUAGGGUAUUUGGGGUUUUAGGGAUUUUGGAUCACCUUUUUUAGGGUUUUUUUAAGAAAUGUCUCUCUUUUUGCUAUUGGGUUUUCUAUAUCAGAAAGCUGGUGGAGUUUGCUUGUAACGCAAGGUGAAGGGCAAGUGUAUUUUCUUAGUGUAAAAUUAAGAAGUUAUUAAUGUUUU
Hibiscus syriacus is the source of this 2558-nucleotide messenger RNA. RefSeq names its product subtilisin-like protease SBT1.5. The record is from RefSeq and is a predicted model, not a curated record. Bases 39 to 2357 code for a protein of 772 amino acids. Lineage: Eukaryota; Viridiplantae; Streptophyta; Magnoliopsida; Malvales; Malvaceae. The transcript has a single exon. Gene Ontology annotation, molecular function: serine-type endopeptidase activity. Gene Ontology annotation, biological process: proteolysis.